Messenger RNA from Saprolegnia diclina VS20, 438 nucleotides. RefSeq lists its product as hypothetical. Gene Ontology annotation, molecular function: ATP binding; protein kinase activity. Bases 1 to 438 code for a protein of 145 amino acids. Gene Ontology annotation, biological process: protein phosphorylation. NCBI's taxonomy places the organism in Eukaryota, Oomycota, Saprolegniomycetes, Saprolegniales, Saprolegniaceae. The record is from RefSeq and is a predicted model, not a curated record. The transcript has a single exon.
AUGGCGCCCGAAGUAUUUCGCGACUUUAACAAAAAUCCCGACAGAGACCGCGCGUGCACGACGGCCGCCGACAUCUUUUCGUUUGGCGUCGUCGUCACGGAGGUGCACACUUACAACGAGCAGUACGCGGCCCAAGGCAACGCGAGCAACGUCGUUGACAUGGUGCACGCCCGCCGCCUCUGCCCCAAACUGCAGCCCAACUGCCCGGCCUCGCUAAAAAAGCUCGUCUGCGUGGCCUACGACCCAACGAAGCGACCGACGGCCCAGGCGAUCGUGCGCUACCUUGUCAAGCACAUGUUGGAGAACGCUGACGAGCUUGACCGUGAUGCGUUUGACGAUACCAUCAACGACAAGGACGACGAUCUGGCACCCGAGCCUAUUGUUGUGAACAACCUUCAAUCGCCGAGGCAGAGCCGUAGCUUCGCAUCGUGCCCUUAA